AAGUGCCGCCAUUUUGGGGUGUUCUGCUCGGGCGGCGGCAGCGGCGGCGGCGGCGGCGGCGGCGGGACGCGGAGGCUCCCCCGGGACUCGGCCUCAGCAGUGAGGAGGCGGCGGCUGCGAAGGCGCAGGCAGCAGCUGAGGCAGCGGCGGGCUCAGGUGCAGCCGCUGCUCAAAGAAAAUGAACGGCACCCUGGACCACCCAGACCAACCGGAUCUUGAUGCUAUCAAGAUGUUUGUGGGCCAGGUUCCAAGGACCUGGUCAGAGAAGGACUUGAGGGAACUGUUUGAACAGUAUGGUGCUGUCUACGAAAUCAACGUCCUAAGGGAUAGGAGCCAAAACCCUCCUCAGAGCAAAGGGUGCUGUUUUGUUACAUUUUACACCCGAAAAGCUGCAUUAGAAGCUCAGAAUGCUCUUCACAACAUGAAGGUCCUCCCAGGGAUGCAUCAUCCUAUACAGAUGAAACCUGCCGACAGUGAGAAGAACAAUGCAGUGGAAGACAGGAAGCUGUUUAUUGGUAUGAUAUCCAAGAAGUGCACUGAAAAUGACAUCCGAGUCAUGUUCUCUUCAUUCGGACAGAUUGAAGAAUGCCGGAUAUUGAGGGGACCUGAUGGCCUGAGCCGAGGUUGUGCGUUUGUGACCUUCACAACAAGAGCCAUGGCACAGACAGCUAUCAAGGCAAUGCACCAAGCACAGACCAUGGAGGGCUGCUCUUCCCCCAUGGUGGUAAAAUUUGCUGAUACACAGAAGGACAAAGAGCAGAAGAGAAUGGCCCAGCAGCUCCAGCAGCAGAUGCAGCAGAUCAGCGCAGCAUCUGUGUGGGGAAACCUUGCUGGUCUAAAUACUCUUGGACCCCAGUAUUUAGCACUUUAUUUGCAGCUCCUUCAGCAGACUGCCUCCUCUGGGAACCUCAACACCCUGAGCAGCCUCCACCCAAUGGGAGGGUUAAAUGCAAUGCAGUUACAGAAUUUGGCUGCACUAGCUGCUGCAGCUAGUGCAGCUCAGAACACACCAAGUGGUACCAAUGCUCUCACUACAUCCAGCAGUCCCCUCAGCGUACUCACCAGUUCAGCAGGGUCCUCACCCAGCUCCAGCAGCAGCAGCUCUGUCAAUCCCAUCGCCUCCCUUGGAGCCCUACAGACACUAGCUGGAGCAACAGCAGGCCUCAACGUCAGCUCUUUGGCAGGGAUGGCUGCUUUAAAUGGUGGGCUGGGCAGCAGUGGCCUUUCUAAUGGCACUGGGAGCACCAUGGAGGCCCUCACGCAGGCCUACUCGGGGAUCCAGCAAUAUGCUGCAGCGGCGCUCCCCACUCUGUACAACCAGAACUUGUUGACACAGCAGAGUAUUGGUGCUGCUGGAAGCCAGAAGGAAGGUCCAGAAGGAGCCAAUCUGUUCAUCUACCACCUGCCCCAGGAGUUUGGAGACCAGGACCUGCUGCAGAUGUUCAUGCCCUUUGGGAAUGUCGUGUCUGCCAAGGUUUUCAUAGACAAGCAGACAAACCUGAGCAAGUGCUUUGGUUUUGUAAGUUACGACAAUCCUGUUUCGGCUCAAGCUGCCAUCCAGUCCAUGAACGGCUUUCAGAUUGGCAUGAAGCGGCUUAAAGUGCAGCUCAAACGUUCGAAGAAUGACAGCAAGCCCUACUGAGCGUGCUCCCCUCUGAGACUGGAGUGAGAGGGUCUUCUGGUAAGUGGGGGAGGAGCACCCUUAAUGAUUCGAAGCCCUAAGGCUGUGUGUUGACAGCCCUGGACCCUGAUCCCUGCCACUCUCGCAGGCACAGCUUGCCCUGAAGACUCGGCUACUGCCUUCUGUGGGAAUUUCGCUUCGUACAGAGGACAAGUUUGUGCUUUGGUUUCCAGUGUUUUACUUUGGAGUUUAGGUGCCAUAUCCUGAGUUUUUUUUCUUUAUUUAAAAGUUUGCUGUGUUUGUAACCAGUGUGUUGAGAAGGACCAACAUCAAACUGCCCUGGGGGAGGAGGGGGAAUGGAGAAACAUUAAAAAAGAAGAUCAGAAUUUGCCCCAAACUACCCGAAGAGAGAGGACUGAGUGAAACAAAAAAUUGACCCCCAGAAUCUUCCUGAGCACGAGAGUGGGUGAAAUGAGAACUGACAUCCAAGAGCUUUUGUGGGGUGGAGGAGGUGGGGUUGGCUUUGGAGAGUGAGAGUGACUUGACACCCAGCAGCCCCGGGAGCUGGAGGCUAAAACUCCUCCAUAGCUGCCUUCUGUGGAAAUACUGAGUUCUUGCCACCUAUUUUUUAGAUUCUUGUCUGGGAUUUCUGCCCCUCUUUCCUAAGAAGGGGCUAACAAUUCUCUGGAAAUAAAGCACCUGUUAAAUUAGCCUGACAUAUGCAAAAAGCAGGGAUAUAUCACCCAUUACCAGCUUUCCCAGCCAGCCAUUGGUGUUGGAUUGGCCCUGCCCUCCUGCCUGGUGGCUGUUAGGAAGCAGCAGCCAGUCAAAGAGAUUGUUUUUAGUUUAUUUCAACACCAAACUAUUAGACCGUGGCCAUUUCUACCAGGUCCAUUUAAAGAAGGCCUCUGGGGAAGACACUGUCUGGUCUCUUCUUUAUAGUUGACCACAGCGAGGAAUGUCUCUUCCAUCCCCAGCCACAGGUUUCUCACGAGGGUAGAUCCAAGAAGGGCUUACAGCAUCUAGUUGAAGGGAGCACCUCUCCUGAGCAGAGUGAUCAAAAGCCAUCAAGCUGGGGGAGGAGGAGCCUGCUUCUUGGUGUACCUGAAUCAUAAGGUCCCUUUAAGCUAGUGCUGCGUUUGCCAGUGGCCAGCACUCAGUGCUUAAAAGGAUUAAGAAAUCCAUGUUUGCCUCCUUGGUUGAGAUGUCCCAGAUGUAGUGUCAAAACGGAGGCAGGCCCCUCUUCUGCCCGCUCCAGCCCCAUCUUCUGCUCUUGGCGACAGAGGAGACAACAGGACGUUUACAACCUCCAUAUGGAUUUAGUGUUCAUUUACCUCAGCAUCACCGUGUUCGUUUUUGUCCUCGUGCUUACAGUUAGCUCCCUGCUGCCUCCCACAGGUCUCACUGCAGCCCUUGCCUGUGACCCACACAGCCUCUGGGCUCUGCCUCUGCUCCCAGAAAUGCUGCAGGGGUGGAGAACCAGAAGGGACACGCUGUUGGGAAUGUGUACCUGGGCAGAGGUGGCCCUGUUAAUAUACGAUCUUUAGCCAAGGCCAGGGGCUGGGUCCCUGGGAUCUUAAACCUCACAAACAUCAGUCCUGACCCCUAGCAGCAGAGGUGAGAUUAAAGGGGUUGGUUUGCUAUUAAGUCAGAUGGGGGCUCUCUCCUUGUCAUGCUGUCCAUUUGGGCCACAGACAAGGAUUGACUGUCUUGCUGUUGUGCAGGUAGUUGGUGGUGUUGGAUUAUCCCAUUGAAGCUGGGACAGCUGUUCCCUUCUCAUAGUGAUAACUUGGGUCUGUUGUCCUCUAAGAAACAUGAAACGUACUUCUUAAGCUGAACCACGUAAACUUGAAUUCCACGCACUGGGAGAAAUGUGUCCUGUGUUUCAAGGAUAAAACUGUUCCAAAGGCUUCCAGGGUCAUGAUGGGAUUUUUUAAAUAAAUGCAAAAAAUAAAAAUAAAAAAGAAAAAAGACAACAAAAAAAGAAAAAAAUGCUAGGUUGGGGAGGCGCUGUUCUGAAUCCCAACCAGCUGGAACCAAGAAUGUCGUUUCUAUUUUUAUAGAAGUUUUAUACAGCUCCGGGGUGGAGAAUAUUUAUUACCUAAAUUAUAUCUCUGGAAAAGGCCAGGAUUUUGUAGAAUCCAGAAUGUGAUUGUUGUACACACAGGGUGCUGUGUAUGAUUGAAACUACUGACUUUCUGUGGCCGUUUGCAGCCCAGCUAAUCUGCCAGAGGGGGAAGGAGUUAAUGCUGUGAAUUGGCGGAGGAGAGAGCUGUGCUCCCCAGGGUGCUGCCGGUGCUGUGAUCGCUAACCUGUUCUGUCUUCCUCCUUGGCCACUGUGGGGUUUUCCAAAGCCCAGAACUCCACUCUUCUUCCCACUUUCUUCCCUUUCUCUCCCUCCUCCCCCAGUUCACUAUUAUUUGUACACAGAUUUGCCCUGGGCUCCGGGACCUUAUGAAACCCCUUCCCUAUUGACAUGAAAGGUAAAGGUGUAAUCAGCCCACUUGGAUACCACACUCUGAGGUUUCAUACCUGCUUGUGGGUUCUUGUUUCUAAAAGAAGCGUGCACCUCAGCAGGGCCCUGGGCUGCCACAGCGGCCAGCUGGUGAGCCCAGGCACUUCCCUCUGUUCUCUUGUCCCCCGCCCAGCGAAUUCCCACAGCAGUGCUGCCCUUGAGCACAGUUCUCUCCCUAGGCCAAAGAUGGUUUUGUGAAGAAGCUGCUUCCCUACAAGUCUCAUGGUGUGAAAGCGUCAGCUCGGAGAGUGGAGACUCGCAGUCAAGUCUUAAGCAGCCCUUUUCUGUUGUGUGGGGGUCUCGUGUAUAAGUGUGUUUUCUGCUGUAGUUCUGUUUCUUACUUGGGUUUCAUCAUGAAAGUGAUUUGCCUUGAAUGCAGCCAGACACUGUCUCCUGGGUCCAACAUGAGUGGCCAGGGCCUGCGUGGAAGCUAAGAGCUUGGAUUUCCGGGAACAAAGGGCCAUCCGCAUAGGAUUGAGGAGAAAUCCUGGCCCUCUUCCCUAAAGAAUUCUCCCCACCCCAGCCUGCAGCUUUGACUUUCUCCCUGAGUCUUGACCAGGGGUUGAGGGAGAGGCUGAGGCUCUGCUCCACCAGAGAGACCUUUUCGGAUGUGUUUGGGCACUUCUGGGGAAAUCCAAGCCUUAGGUUCCCUCUGUCUCUGGCAGUUGGAUGUUUUCUUGGUGUCCUCCAUGUCCUUUUUUGACUUUUCCCUGUGUCCAUUGUUAGCAUGUGCAAAAGUUCCCUGUCAUUGCCCAGCCCCUGCCCCGCCCGCCUCCUCAUUUCAGGGCUGUACAACAGUGAGUGUUCCUGUUCUCUCUCUCUUCGUUUGGAUGUAUUGCUCUGUGUAACUCAGUGGGUCUCCCUCUUUCUGGUUUGUUUUUUUUUCUAGAUUCCUGCCGUUUGUUCAUCGUUGUGCCUAAAGCAUGUCGAUGUGGCGUCAAGUACAUCGUCCAAAUCCCUGUCUCUUCAGCUUCUCUGAUGCUUGAACUCUCACCUUUGACCUUGUGUUGACCUUUGAUGCUGACGUGUAUUUUUAUUAUGUUUGUUUCUUCCUUUGUUUUUUCUUUUUUCUUUCCUUUUUUUUUUCUUUUGUGCUGCCAAAUUGGUUUUGCUAGAACGACUGCUGAAGGGGAAAUAUUUAAACUUGCAUUUGAAUAUAAAAAAAUCUAUUUUUCUAGAACUUCAUAAGAUAACCACUUGAUUUUGUGAUUCCAAUUCUUUGUAAUUGUCUUCAGAGCAGCCCUACUAGCACAUACCGCGUGGUGUUUGUAUUUCUGUGAACACACAGCCAGUCUGUUUCUAGGCUUUGUUUCUCUGUGUGCUUAGUUUUAAAGACAACUUUGAAGUAAACAAUGAAAUAAAAGAUGUCACUAAAACCUUUGAGGCUCCUGAGCACAUUUUGCUGAUAUAGUUUGUGGGGCUUGAGGAGACCGCAUGUGUUCCCAUUUUUGUUUUUCUGAGUUCUCAACUGCAGAAAACACCUGAACUCUUUUUCCUUUUUGACCACUGGCUGCAGUUUGGGCCGCAGCCAGCCCUUUUUCUUGUGUGGUUCUUCCCUGGAGCAACCCUGCCGGGAGUCUGCAGAGCCCUCUGGCCCCUUCCCCUCAGCCCUGCUGUGCCCACCUCCAUGCUUCUUCCCACAGUCUCCACAGCAAAAUGUGAUGCUUUGAUUUUUUUGUUUUUGUAUUGUUUUUGUGUUUUUGUUUUGAAUUUUUUCCUUUCCUACUAAGAUUAUGCCCAGAAAAAACAAGUUUUGCAUGUUUCCUGCUGUUUCUUCACACCUUCGUAUAUAUCACCUUCACCUCUCUGUUUUCUAUAGUUUGUGCAGAAACUGACCGAUUUAAAAGGGUUUCAAAGAAGCUGUUUUAAAUUGAUGUGGGGUUAAUUUUUUUUUCCCAAGAUUGUAUUAUUUUUAUUUUGAAGUGGCAACUUUCUCCUCUAUUGCCCUUAGAGCGUUUGCCUGUGCACUUAGACUGUCACCUCAUAUGGCCUCCGGGUCUCGGCGGGGCCUUCAGGAGGCCGGUUGCUCUGCUCAGAGGCGGGUGGGAAGGGGGUCCAGAGAGGCACAGGGGCAGAGGUAGAACUCAGAAGGCGGCUGUGGGUGGGCGAGAGGCUAGUAAGCACCCUCAGCGCCGAAGAAGGAGUGCGCUCUUAGCCACUCGCAGGAGGCCGUCUGCGCCCGAAGUGGCAGUACAUCUGCAGCGCUUCUCCUAGGUGACAAGCACAAUACUACAGUCUUCACACUGUUUACAGCCCUGGGCACCAGCCACCCCACACUGGCUCCUCACUGCAGCUCGGCUCUUGCUCAGCUAGUGGGGUGGGGGUUAGGGCGGGUUUGGUUUUGUUUUUGUUUUUGUUUUUGUUUUGUUUUGUUUUGUUUUUAAUUGGGUGAAGAGCCAAAUAGCUACUGUCCCUGGGUGCCAGGCAAGCCAGUUCCUUGGUUCCCCGAGGGGAACUUGCCCUCCUCUCUUGUGGCACCAUCCAGCCUCAGGGUCUUAGGGACUUGAGUAAGAAUGUGAAGGGCAGAGGGAGAGGUCAGAGGAGAUGAGAGGUCACACGAUGGAUCUGUGGAGGUACGAGGUUGCAGAGGGAGGAGUUUGGGAUAGAUCCCACCCAGGCCUAAGCUGCUGGUGGGUGAGAGAGCUGCGAAGUAGGAUUUCCAGGGAAGGAUGGAGAGGGGUAGCCAAGGGACUGGGGGGAGGGGGGUGGGAAGGUAGAAGCACUGUUAGCAUCAUCCAUGCUGGAGUUGAUAAAGGAAGGGAUCUCGGCAGAGUUUCUGCUCUGGGACCUGGCAGGUUGCCUAGUAUUAAUUAUGCUUGAAGCCACUCUUACUAGAAGGGAAGGGCGGCCAGGUGGAGACCCAGUGUAUGGUAGGCUGCUUAAUUUCUUCGAAGGGGUGAUUGGAUGGAAAGAGGCCAGGAACCCCAGCCUGAGCGAGACUGCCGUGCACCCCACAGUCUGACUGCACAGAGCUGCCUCUCUUGGCAGAAGGCGCUGAGGCUCCCCUUCCUGUGUAUUCAGAACCCAUGUUUGCCAAUAUAUUUUGCUUUCAAUUCCAAGAGGAGCUCUGGGAAAACCUGUGGAUAAAACCAAAUGCCAAACGUUGGACGUUGUUUCCUUUUCCUUUUCUCUCUGAUUGUUUUAAUUGUUCUGUGGUGGUUUUAAUGGAUUUGAGACCCUGGAGCGGCAGCUGCCUUUCUGAUUUCCAGCUGCUUUUUGUGAAUAAUUUAAAAAGAAAAAAAAAAAAGAAACUUUACAUUUUGGAGACAAACCUGUGUGAGUUUUUUAUUGGUACAAACGUUGUAUUUAACACUAGGGGUUUUGUACAGUUUUUUGCCUUUUCUACUAGAAAACAAUGUAAAGUGAUUUCACAAUGUGAAGAGAAAAAAAUUGCCACUAUGACCAAACGCACAGUCUGUUCUGCAGCAACAAUGGGAUUCAAUCAACUCAAAGUCGUGAUUCAGCCGUAGAAAUGCUUUUUCUUUACCUUGUUUGAGCUUUUCCUUUCUUUCCUGUUUUGAUUUGCAAAAGAAAAUGUCUUUUUUGUGUGAACUUGUGUUGUACUAUGUAGAAAAUUAUGAAUUUUACUUUAAUGGUUUUAAAAAAAAGGCAAGAAGAGCCCUUGUCGCUUUUCUGACCUGAUCACAGAGUUUGUGUAGUGGAUUAAAAAAGAAAAAAAAUUGUUACCAGUUUCGAGCAAGGGAGUAUGUGUCUAAAAGGAAUCUCCUUCCUUUUCUGUGUGUUUUUCCUUUUGUCCCAAUGGGGAACCUAAAUCUGUUUUAAUUGCACAGACACACGGACAAAAAGUCAUUUUGUAUCUGCCAAGUGUGGUACCUUCCUUUGUUUAUUUGCUAUUAAACUGUUUGAGAAGAA
This is a messenger RNA of Globicephala melas (long-finned pilot whale), 8009 nucleotides long. It is a transcript of the gene CELF1, whose product is annotated as CUGBP Elav-like family member 1. Gene Ontology annotation, biological process: mRNA splice site recognition; regulation of alternative mRNA splicing, via spliceosome. The record is from RefSeq and is a predicted model, not a curated record. Gene Ontology annotation, cellular component: cytoplasm; ribonucleoprotein complex; nucleus. NCBI's taxonomy places the organism in Eukaryota, Metazoa, Chordata, Mammalia, Artiodactyla, Delphinidae. Gene Ontology annotation, molecular function: mRNA 3'-UTR binding.